This is a messenger RNA of Neurospora crassa OR74A, 1695 nucleotides long. It is a transcript of the gene acw-4, whose product is annotated as anchored cell wall protein 4. Lineage: Eukaryota; Fungi; Ascomycota; Sordariomycetes; Sordariales; Sordariaceae. The record is from RefSeq and is a predicted model, not a curated record. The transcript is spliced from 2 exons. The coding region runs from base 637 to 1260 and encodes 207 amino acids.
GUUUUAUCCCAGUAUUCCGACCUUUAGCUGUUAUGCUACGAAAAGGGUAUAAACCGAAUCGAGUGUGUGCUCAGGCAGGGAUAUCAAAUGGAUGGAUUCAGUUGUCUAAGUGGUGCGUGACGGUAAGCCACGGUAGGUUCUGGUUGCUACGGCGUGAAUGGAGAAGAAGGUCCGUAACAUGGAAAAUGGAGACUAGGAGGAACUGGAGCUAGCUAGGGAAGUGGUGCCCGUGGGUGGCUUUGCAUCCAUGUGUGUGUGUGUGUGUCUGUCCGUUGGUUAGUUAGUCUUGUCCACGCAGCCAUGUUAUGUAUGUCGUAUGAGCCUGUCUCUUCUUCCCUUACUAUUUAUAUGACAUAAACAUAUAACCUCCACCUCCUCUCCUCCCCCCUUCCUUCCCUUUUUCCUUUUCUCUUUCUCUUCCUCUCCUCAGAACUUUUUGUUUUGUUUCCAUCUCUUAAGUAAGAUACGCGUACUGAAAACCGACGACACACACACACUCGCUCUCACACUCGCUUGUUGAGAUUUGCUGUUUUGCAUAACACGACGACGAUAUAAGAUAUCGGAAUACCUUCGCUUCAGAUAAUAUCUAAUACGAACCAAUCGAAACAAAACAUACGAAAAAAGCCAAAAGCCAAAAUGCGCUUCACACCUCUCAUCCUCACCGGCCUCUUCGCCCUCACGGCCAGCGCCCAAAACGCCACCACGUCGGCUUCGUACCCUGUCAACUCGGAGCAGGCCGCCAUCACCAAGUGCAUAGAAGCUUGCGACGCCGGCGACGUUUCUUGCACGAGCAAGUGCAUUGCUGUUCCUAACCCUUCUGAUUCUGAUGUCAACGCAACCAACGACUGCGUAACCGCCUGCCCCAAAGGCAGCGGCACCGACGCCGACAACGCCGCCUACCAAUCCUGCGUAGAAGGUUGCAUCAGCCAGCACUACUUCACUGCCACCACUGGCGCCGCGGGCGUUGUCGUCGCCAACCCCACCGGUACCGCCCUUACUGAUUCCGGUACCACGGGCGUCACUCGCACCAACGUCGUGGUGGUCAGCACCAUGGUCAGCGGAUCGUUUACCACGACGAUUACGAGCACUAGCGCGGCUGCUGAGCCUACCGAGACUUCUGGGAGUGAUGAUGACAACAAGGGUGAUACCAGCACGGCGUUGGUGGAGAGCACGAGGAGUGCGGGUGGUGCGGCGGGACGGGCUGCUGGGGCUGUGGGCGGGUUGGGAGGCUUCCUUUGGGCUGUGGCGGCUUUGCUUUAAGGGAUGUGAGAUUAUGAGAACAUGAGUUGGGGUGGGUGGGAUGAUUGAUGGCUUUGGAUGGAAUGUAUGAUUUGAUGUGAUGGUUAUGGCUAUAAGCUGACACGACGGAUGGAAUGAGCGGGUGGAUUUGUUAUGGGUAUGGCUUGAUGGUUAUGUAUGGUUUGGAUGCAUGAUGAUGAUGGCUCGGGAUGGAUGACUGAUGGACUUAAUGGGUUUCUUCUGCUGCUGCAGCUGUGGCGAUUUGGGUCUGUCUGUGUUUAUUAUCACACCUUCCUUGGAACCUUGGGAUAAAAGUCGGAAGGUAGUGAGUGGUGACGAGCGGUAUUGUAGUAUAUAUAGUAAGCACAGCGGUUUGAAUCACUUUGUGGAUACACAUCUGAGCUGAACUUGUGUAUAUGAUUUUGAUGGAAUGUUUCUUUGUUUUUGUGGUAUCAC